Schistosoma rodhaini is the source of this 1401-nucleotide messenger RNA. The record is from the annotation of a GenBank genome assembly. NCBI's taxonomy places the organism in Eukaryota, Metazoa, Platyhelminthes, Trematoda, Strigeidida, Schistosomatidae.
CACGAAUGAUGUGACACAGAACUUCUCACAAACACUUUCGCUGUCGGAACCAUUGCUUAUGAAACUCCUUAACAGAGGCAAUAGUAGCGGCACCUUUCCAGAGUUUUUUAAAUCAGAUAUCGACGCUAAGUUGAGUUCUGUAGGUGUAAAGGAUGAUUACUCAGUAUUACUUUACAAUUGCACUAUUAAUAACUAGCUCGUUUCACGCUUUAUUUUCAAAAGAAGAAUAAGAAAAACCAUACAUUUUCAUUACGUAGAAUGCUCCUGCCACAUAUACAUUGAUCUUAAUGAACAAGUACUUCGCUAUUUCCAUCAUGCAGAAUUUUAGGUUUGAGUUUUGAAGACCUAGACAUACACAAGCGGCAGUUUUGGUUUCUUCCCUAUAAUCAUUUGCGUAUCAUUACUCGAUAAAUGGCUAAUCGCACAGUCAAAGAUGCACAUACAGUUCAUGGGACAAAUCCUCAGUAUCUUCUGGAGAAAAUUGUUCGAAGUCGAAUUUAUGAGUCGAAAUUCUGGAAAGAGCAUUGCUUUGCUCUUACAGCUGAAUUACUUGUCGAUAAAGCUGUGGAACUUCGUUAUGUUGGUGGUGUGUAUAGUGGGAGUGUUAAACCAACUCCUUUUUUAUGUCUUACAUUAAAAAUGCUUCAGAUUCAACCGGACAAAGAUAUUGUCAUCGAAUUUAUCAAACAGGAACCAUACAAAUACGCUCGUGCUUUAGGAGCAUUUUAUCUUAGACUGGUUGGUGAUUCUGUUGAAAUAUACAAAUAUCUUGAAACGUUGUAUAACGAUUUUCGGCGUCUUAAGUUCCAAGAUAAAAUGGGAAAUUUCAGUUUGAUUUACAUGGAUGAUUUUAUUGAUCAACUUCUUACUGAGGAACGUGUCUGUGAUGUUAUUUUACCUCGUUUACAAAAACGUGAAGUUCUUGAGGAGCUAAAUGGUUUAGAACCACGACAAUCACUUCUAAAUGAAGAUUUAGAAGAUUUACAAUAUGUUGAGGAGCUGGACACGUUGAAUCAUAUUGAAGAGAGUUAUAAGUCUAAGGACAAAGAAAAACAUAGGAGACGAGAUUAUGGAAAAGACCACCAUCAUCGACGUAGACAUCGUGAAGAAUCUCCUCAUGCUGAACGUAGAGAAAGAGAUAGAGACCAUAUAUCAUCAAGACAUAAAGAUCGUGAAGACAAUGAACGCAAACAUGAUCGUGAUAAAGCUCAUAGACGUAGUCAUUCUGGAGAUCGUCGAAAUGCUCGAUCCAAACGUGAUGAUAGUCGUUCGCCAGAUCAUAAACGUACUCGAGAUAAAGAUCGUGAUCGACGACAUUAAAUGUUAAGUAGACUCUGAUUUAUUGUAUAUACUAUGUUAAUAAAUACUUUUUUGUAUAAUUAUGAGUUAGUUCAGUGUGGC